Molecule: messenger RNA, 1552 nt
Organism: Ahaetulla prasina
Lineage: Eukaryota; Metazoa; Chordata; Lepidosauria; Squamata; Colubridae
Gene: RFC3
Product: replication factor C subunit 3
Exons: 10
Coding region: 526-1440 (304 amino acids)
Biological process (GO): DNA-templated DNA replication; DNA repair
Cellular component (GO): DNA replication factor C complex; nucleus
Molecular function (GO): DNA clamp loader activity; DNA binding; ATP hydrolysis activity
Source: RefSeq, a predicted model, not a curated record
UGACAUGAGGCCGGAAAGAAAUGAGCGCCGGCGAACUGAGGCAAAAGCUCAAUUAGAACGCAUGCGUCGUUACGCCGUUCCGGUGCGGGGACUCUCCGCACUGGGCGGGAAUUCUGGAGAUCUUGCGGGCGGUAGCGCGCGAGUUUUUCAAUCCCCGUUGUUUCACUCCGUUAGUUUUUGAGUCGGCGGAUCGCAGCCAUGAGCCUCUGGGUGGACAAAUACCGGCCGACCUCGCUCUGCAAAGUAGAUUAUCACCGAGAGCAGGCGGCGGAGCUUCGCAAUCUGACUUGAUCCUUCUGAUGCUAGAUGAUAUUUCAAAUCUUAUUUAUGGAGAUGUAAUACAUCCCAGGAUAACUGUUUAUGCCUCUAUACAAGGUUGUGUCGUGCCAAAGAUGAAAUACAAACACAUUGUAUACUUCCAGAAUAAAAUUUGAAAGUGCUUUGUUGCAAAGCUAGGUUCAGUGUGGUGAUUUUCCUCAUCUCUUAGUUUAUGGGCCUUCGGGAGCUGGAAAGAAGACAAGAAUAAUGUGUUUACUAAGAGAGCUGUAUGGUUCUGGAGUAGAAAAACUGAGGAUUGAACAUCAAACUAUAACAGCACCCUCUAAAAAGAAAAUUGAAAUCAGCACUAUUGCAAGCAACUACCAUCUUGAAGUUAAUCCAAGCGAUGCAGGUAACAGUGACCGAGUUGUAAUACAGGAGUUGCUGAAGACAGUUGCACAGUCACAACAACUUGAGACAAAUACUCAACGUGAUUUUAAAGUGGUGCUGUUGACGGAAGUGGACAAGCUUACAAAGGAUGCUCAGCAUGCGUUGCGAAGAACAAUGGAGAAGUAUAUGGCCACCUGCAGAUUAAUUCUUUGUUGCAAUUCUACAUCAAAAGUCAUUGCACCUAUCAGGAGCAGAUGCCUUGCAGUGCGAGUCCCUGCUCCAAGUAUUGGAGAUAUCUGUACCAUUUUAUCAAAUGUUUGCAAGAAGGAAGGCCUGACUCUCCCUCAAGAAUUGGCUCGGAGAAUUGCUGAAAAAUCUGGGAGGAAUCUCAGAAAGGCUCUUCUGAUGUGUGAGGCAUGCAGAGUACAGCAGCUUCCUUUCACGCCUGAUCAAGACAUUUCUGAGUCUGACUGGGAAGUAUAUCUGAGAGAGACAGCCAAUGCUAUUGUCAGUCAGCAGACACCCCAGAGACUAUUUGAAAUCCGUGGGCGACUUUAUGAACUUUUAACUCAUUGUAUUCCUGCAGAUAUUAUAAUAAAGGGCCUUUUGUCUGAACUUCUGAACAACUGUGAUGGGCAACUAAAAGGAGAAGUCGCACAAAUGGCAGCUUUCUAUGAGCAUCGAUUACAACUGGGCAACAAAGCUAUUUAUCACCUGGAAGCAUUUGUAGCCAAAUUCAUGGCCCUUUAUAAAAAAUUUAUGGAAGAUGGACUUGAAGCUAUGAUAUUCUAAUGCAUAGCUUUGAGAAUACUUAUCAUUUGUGAUUCUGAACUGCAAAUCACAAGAAUUUGAUCUAAGAUACAAGAAUGUAUCUAUGCAAUAAAAUCAAAAUUGUUAAAUUUCA